Porites evermanni is the source of this 2677-nucleotide messenger RNA. Lineage: Eukaryota; Metazoa; Cnidaria; Anthozoa; Scleractinia; Poritidae. The record is from the annotation of a GenBank genome assembly.
AUGUCAGACAAUGUCUCGUUGGCUGAGCAAACAACAUGCAUAGAUUCUGAGUCUGAAGAUGACUGGUAUAAUAUCGAUAUCUUCAGCCACGUUCAAUCAGAGAUGGAUGAGAACAAUGUAUCCCACAAGCAGAUUUUUCUAUACGUAACGAGAGCUGGUGUGGACAGAAAAACCUUUCUGCAGGUACAUAACCUACUCAGGGAACUAGGAUGGUAUAAGAAUGUAGCCGAGUUCGCACCCUAGCUAUUGUCCACAUCAUGUGUGGGUUGUUGUUUAUUAUUGGUUAUCGUCAUCAUAAUGUUAAAUGCAGAUGGAGGAAUGAAAAUCAUAUCAGUAUCAAUCGUCAUCAGCUUAAACAAACUGGCUAUUGUCAUUGUCAUCAACGUUAUUCUUCACCGAGCCUCUUAGUUAUAUCGACCCCUUUAUUACAAGUCACCUUUUUACAUUGAAAUAAUUCAUUCAAACUUAAUGUCUGUCCCAUUUAACCAAGGUUCUUCACCAAUUAACUUCUAAGCGUUGAUUGAACGCUUGCUUUCUUAGGAGGAAAAGAUCAGGAUCCCACUAAUCACUGUUUAUUCAAACAAUUUCUCCUGGAGAAAAACGCAGGGACCAGGGACUCUUGUGGCGAAAUUGGAGAUGGGAUCUUUUCAAGCAGUGAAAAAGGUAAUACUUCUAUACGCAGGUAAAUGUUGGCAGCCUUUGAAUUUGGGCAAACUUAUAGUAAAGGUACUACAAAACAAAAAUGAAAUAUAUGGAAGCCAAGCAUCAGUGGAUCCAAUAACCCAAACUUUACUGAACUUCUCCAGGGUUAUGUGGAGACAACCGGAGUGUGAACCUUUUUUAUAUGAUUACUUAAGAAUCAGAUUGAGCUGCAAAUGAAAUUGAAAUAUCUUCUUAUUAUUACGAAAAGCAAUUAAUAAAAAAAUGGGAGAAUCAAAGCACAUUUUGAUCCAAACUAUGCAUGGCCAGUAUGCAAGUUCAAACUUAUUCCAAGCAGCACAAGUAGUUAGUUAUUAGAUAUGGUUACACAUCUGGAUGAAGAAAGACAAACAGAAAAAGGUUAUGUAUCCUUUAGACAAGUGGACCAACAUAUAGUCCCUCGGGCCCGCAGCAGUCAUCACCCUAUUAGAAAGAUAACUGGGACGUUUCCCUCCACCUCUCUUUUAGGGUAUGGCUGCAUGAAUUGCGGAGAAAUCAGUGGGGUGAGAUCAGACGUUUACAUGUGCAGCUGCCCAGCACCUCAAAUUAUUAUCGCGCCUCACCCAUCCCCAUUGAAAAGGGGCACAAGUCACAUAGACCAUGACAGUCACAUUGGGGUCUGCUUUUCCUCUUCAUUUCGAACAAUGUUUUGGAUUCUUUUAUGUCCCCUUCUAAAUGAAAAAAGUUUAAAGUAGCCAAGGAAAACAUAAAAUUGUCAAUGAUUUGGUCAUUUGAACAGAAGAAAGAUCUUAUUCAUUUGGAUUAUGACUGUACUGGUCUUUUGGAACGUAUUUGGGUUGGUUAGCUAAUGGCGCUUCACGCCCCCAAUCAAUAGACGGGCACUCUAAAAUGGGAGGGGGGGAGGGGUUUACUGGGCGACGGUUGCAUAUGUGCGCGAAUUAAUAGUAAUAGGCAUUCCGUAAUUACACAAGUAUUGGGAUUAUUUAGUGACCUUAACGUAUACUGAUAUUAUUCAUGGUAGGUCGAUAGACGGAAGAUUGAGGAAAUGCGAUUGCCUGAGAAAAUGACAUUUAGUUUGCCACCAAGUGAUGCGUCGUUCAUGAAAGUAAAGGCCGAGCUAAUCGAUGAAAGUGCAAAUGAGAUAAUUUUGGAAACAGAGCAGUUGAAAGUCCCACUAUCCCUGGUAAGUAUAACGAGUUUUUUUCUUUUGUACCCAGGGCCGUUAUUCGCGUCUACGUUUUCUAUGGGAAAAUGGCACUAUCGCCUUGAUGGUUGGAGAAUAGGACCUAGAAAACCAUGGGUCUUUGAAAAUUUGGAUCCGAUUUCAGAAAAUCGAUUGAGCGUGCCUAAAAUGAUAAUUGACAUUUUUUCCCAUGAGUUGUAACAAGGAGUUGGACGUCUGAAAGCCAUUUGCUAAUGAUGAUCACAUUGUGGAGUGUUUCAUGGUAUCUCUCCUUCGCAGGAAGUACCUUCAGAACAAAGGGGAAUCUGCAGAGAAGAGGUAGAAGUGUUUCUUUUCAUAAUGAACCUUUCUUUCUUUCUUUUUCUUAUCUUUUUAGCUUCCACAGAGCGACACAAAACCUCCAGUUGAAAACGAACUUAUUAUUCUUGAACCAGCCGAGUCGAGUGUAGUAACUGACGAACUUACGAUCACGUGACAAAAAGAAAAUGGUUUUCAACGACUUUCUAAAUGUUGUGGUGUAAUUUUAUCCUUGGUUUAAAUCAAGGUAAAUGUGAAUAAGGACACGGUGUUACCCUGCUUUAUAAUUAAACGAAUUUUCCCGCUGUUUAAGUCAGCUGAGUAGAAAUUGUUUUUAUUUUUUUUUCCGUAAUAUCAUGGAUGACAAAUUGCUCCUUAAUUUUGGCGCGAAAUUUCAGCGUCAAUUUUAUAAUUACCUACCGUACGUGUUAGUGCCAAGACGGCGGCAAAGUUUAGUAAAAUAUCGUGAAUGAAGAUAUCAGGUUUAGAAGACCUAAACACACUAAAGAGCUUAUCAAGAAGGAUUCUAUAAGAAGG